AUGCUACGGCAAUUUGUACGAAGAACGUCCAUUAUCUCCCACUCUCACUUCACAUUCACUGCCCGGCCCCUGUCAAUUUCAACAUGCCCACGAUCUCCCUCAGUAUCUGUUCGAUAUCUACCUGGUUCAGGCCUCAUCCGGGCUCAUAGAUUUUCGCCUCUAGUGGUACCUCCUACCAUCCUUGCAGUUACAGGAACUUCUGCUUUCCACUCCACUCCGAGGAAUAGUUCUCCUCCACUGAUUGCCAUUCUAGCUGCUGUAUUCAAGUCUUCGACCGGUCUUCAAAUAGCCCAAACUGCUGCACGAAUAGCAUUAACCUUCGUACCAGUCAUUCUCUUGAAAAAUCACAAGUCUCGUAUGCAUCUCCGUUUUGCCGACAUCCACGGCAUUCCUGGUGCAGAGGAUAAGAAAUUGAAGCUACUUCAACGAAUACGGAAACGAACGAUAUUCUUUCAGGUUCUCCUGGCAAUUCCAGCUGUUCUGUUUUGGUUGGUUAUAAUUGCUAGUAUGGAACGGACGCCAUUAACUGGGAGGUGGAGACUCAUUAUCUUAUCACCAGAAGAAGAGGAUGAUCUAGCCGCAAACUUAGCCGGACAAGGCUGGUACAACGCAGUAGGAGAUAUUUUGGCACAAGAUGGCCCUCCACGCUUUAUUCCUUACAAUGAUUGGAGGUACCGAUGGGUACAAGAUACCCUUCGAAGACUAGAAGCAACUGUUCCCAUCCUGAUGAAAGAAAUAGACCGAUGCCCAGAGUGGCUGGAGAGCGACCGACCGAUGCCUCCACCGGCUGAAUACCCUCUUACUCCUCGUCCCAGAGCAUCGGAGUACCUACGAUCCUUUUGCGAGAAAAUGUGCGAUCGUGAGGUUCCCCCAGUAGCCCAUUCCAUACCUGGCCCACCUUACAAUCUGCUUCUGGUCGAACGGCCAGAUGCUUUAAACGCCUUUUCCUAUGGAUUCGGACCAGAUGGCGGCGGUGGCAUCGUUGUCUACUCUGGAUUCAUAAAUGAUAUUCUUGCUAGAAUACCGAUGGAUACGUCCACCCCUUCCCCUCCCCAACCGCAAUCUUGGUGGUCGUCAUUCUUAGGCGGCCCGCCCCCUCCCCGCCAAUUUGUUCCUACCGAAAAGCACACAUCCGAACUCGCAAUCUUACUUGCACACGAAUUGGCACAUCUUCUUCUUUCUCAUCAUCUAGAAACGUUAUCUUCUGCCACUGUUAUUAUACCUGGAACACUAUCCAUCUUCGCAGACGUUAUCCGAGUCUUGAUAUUUCCGGUCACUAUGUUCUUCGGUCCAUUCGUAAAUGAUGCUGUUGCUCAGCUUGGUAGGAUGGGCUCUGGUGAGCUCACCAAAGUUGGGGAAUACUGCACCAGUCUCAAACAAGAGCAUGAGGCAGAUGUCGUGUCCGCUAGACUCUUGGCUCAUGCAGGCUUUGAUGCACGAGAAGCGAUCUCAUUUUGGGAACAACGUGCCUUAUCGGCCACAGAAUGUGCUCAUGCCGAGUCCAUAGAUCCUGCAUCUUCUGACGAACCAAUAUCGAAGAGUGAACGUCUUAUACGGCGAAUCGCCGGGACUGGGCAUCCUGUGAAUGAAGCUCGAGUAGAUAAGCUCAAGUCUGAGCUGGUACGAUGGGAAACAGAACGAAGGGCUGCGCUGGCGCGUUCUCGACUCUCACCCGAGGAGAGGCGUAGCAAUAUCAACCUUACCCUUGCAUAG
This is a messenger RNA of Lentinula edodes (shiitake mushroom), 1713 nucleotides long. RefSeq lists its product as uncharacterized. NCBI's taxonomy places the organism in Eukaryota, Fungi, Basidiomycota, Agaricomycetes, Agaricales, Omphalotaceae. Gene Ontology annotation, biological process: protein quality control for misfolded or incompletely synthesized proteins; mitochondrial protein processing. The transcript is spliced from 4 exons. The record is from RefSeq and is a predicted model, not a curated record. The coding region runs from base 1 to 1713 and encodes 570 amino acids. Gene Ontology annotation, cellular component: mitochondrial inner membrane. Gene Ontology annotation, molecular function: metalloendopeptidase activity.